UGGCGGUACGCUGGAACCGCAACCUUUCAACUCCAUCUUCAUACACUGAUAACAACAUGACAUUUGUUGUUGUCCCGAAGCUCAAUUCUAGCUCUCCUUCGAAACGUCUUCCGCAGCCUCGUCCAUGACCAACGAAACAUGUCCAGCCUAGAUGAACUACAUCCAUUGUGCUGUCGUUUAGCCGGGACAGCCGAACGAACACACUUUAAGCACAAACCACUGGAUCUCAGUGCCCCUUCGAUACGUCUUCUCCAAGUUUCUUCCCAGCUUUCCAAGGAUGGUGCGGUCCAGUGCCGAAUUGCCCACUUCGGGACUUCACGUUCAGAAUCAGGAAAACGACUAGAUGAAGCUUUCGACAUGUGUACCCCGGUACCAUCAUACACCUGUCUCUCGUACACCUGGGGUGAGCCAAACCCUUUAUACUUGGUCGAAGUCGAUGGGAGCCCGUUCCACGUACGGCAAGGUCUAUGGGAGUUUCUUUGUACUGUACGGACAUCUAGAUCGCUGAGACGCAGAAAUUUCUGGAUCGAUGCAAUGUGUAUCGACCAAGAGAACAAGGCUGAGCGCAACCAUCAGGUGCAACAAAUGGGGAGGAUAUAUUCGAAAGCCGAUAUGGUCCUUUGCUGGCUCGGAUGCGAUGAAGAGAUUGAGAGUGUGCUGAAAGAUAUAAGGACAAGGCCAGCUUACAUCGAUGCCAUGUCCAGAAGCUGGAAAGCAAGCAACACAUUGCCGCGUGUUGCCCAGGUACAUCUUCCCAUCGAACCCGGUGUCAGUGCCGAAACUCUUGUUCGUUUCUGCUGCAGUGAGUACUGGUCUCGAGCCUGGAUAACACAAGAGAUCGCUCUAGCUCAAUCCGCCGCCAUUGUCGCAAGAUCAGAGGCUGUGGAUCUCAAUCUUGUGCUUGAGACGGUAACUUCAACCAACUCUCCCUUCCAUUACAUCGCCAACUACAUCGGAGGGCGGAUGGAAGAGACUUCGCAAACUUGGAAAUCGGACCUCCUGAGUCUCCUUUAUCAUUUUCGAAGAACGCGCUGUGAUAUCCCACGGGAUCGCAUAUACUCCUUACUAGCGUUGUGUUCGCAAGGCAAUAGAAUUCAAGUCAACUACGAGGUUUCGGAUGAGGAAGUUAUGCGGCACAUACUAGAUGUAUACUCUGACUCGCUGUGCUUAUGCUCCGCUGCCAUCAUUGCAGACGUACUAUGGCGGACGUUGUGGCCCCGGGGUCGUGUCAGAAUACAGCCAGUGGAGGAGGCGACGCCAUAUAUCGAGUUCCCAGUUAAGACUUCUGAUCUGGAUAAGCACCACAGAUGUCACGAUUUCUGUGAAACUACAUUUCCAGAAGUUUGGCGCAGAAAAAGAGGUGUUAUUGUUUGUAUGCGUAGGACCUGCCCCGACAUACCCGUUCAUUUACUUGUCUCGGAAUGUCAUUACGGAAAAGUUCUUCGAUGUAUCAAUGGUCAGUCAUGCAGCCAAAAUCACGUGGACUGUCGUCUUUACGAUACCUUCGGGGUUGAGCUAGAGAACUUCCGAGAAUCAGGGGAUGCGACAUUGCGGAUGUCUUUUAGCGCACUUCUCGGCAUUGUCAUGAACAGCAUUUCAAGUCAUGAUGAUACAAGGCGCUGCGGUAAUUUACAUGGAAACACAAAAUACAAAAAGGGCAGACCCAGGCUUUGCCACACUGUGAGACACUGAACACAAUAAAAGUUUAGAGUUGCAUAACAGCUAUCUGCCAUGCCUGACAAGUUCUACUGAUGUGUCGGUCUACAGUAAUUAAAAGCCAC
Alternaria alternata is the source of this 1781-nucleotide messenger RNA. RefSeq names its product HET-domain-containing protein. The record is from RefSeq and is a predicted model, not a curated record. The coding region runs from base 139 to 1692 and encodes 517 amino acids. Lineage: Eukaryota; Fungi; Ascomycota; Dothideomycetes; Pleosporales; Pleosporaceae. The transcript is spliced from 2 exons.